AUGGCUGGCUAUUCAUUUCAAUCAUCUUCUUCAUCGGGAGGCGGUGCUGAUAGCGCGUUCCAACAAGCUGAUGCAAACGGUGAUGGACGUGUCGAUAUCAAUGAAUUCCGUAACUUUCUUGGUCAAAACCUCGGUGGUGGUGGCGGUGCAAGUGCAGGUGCUGGUUCGUCAUACGAAUCAUCAGCCUCAUUUGGUGCUGGUGGUGGUGGUGGUGGUUUCGGUGCAAGUGCUGGUUCGUCAUACGAAUCAUCAGCCUCAUUUGGU
This is a messenger RNA of Rotaria socialis, 264 nucleotides long. Lineage: Eukaryota; Metazoa; Rotifera; Eurotatoria; Philodinida; Philodinidae. The record is from the annotation of a GenBank genome assembly.